AUGGAAAUCGGAGUACAAAAAUAAACAGAUGAGGAAAAGCAAGUCUAAAAAGGAUAAUUCAACAAACUGAAUGAUAGUGGUGAUAAAAGGCAAACAGGAUAUUGUGGAUUUCUGACAGUUGAAUAUUACACUCCAUAUUUCAAUGUCACGGAAAAUGAUGUUAUACAAAGAGUCAAAGCCACAUUUCUUCCAUUUCGUCCAGAUUUUCUGAACAUUACCAAAGAUAACCCAGAUUUAUGGGGACCAAUAUGGAUCAAUGCUACUUUGAUUUUUAUGAUUACGGCUAUCGCUAAUUUGAGAUAAGUAGACUCAGAGAAAGAGAACCAAUCCUUUGACGUCGGUUAUGUUCCUUAAGCAACGGCCUUGUUAUACAUAAUUGCAUUCGGAACUCCUGCGAUUUUAGCUGUUGUUAUGAAGGUCUUAGGAGUGGACUUAAGUUUCUUCCAAACCAUCUGCUUAUAUGGUUAUUCCAUGUCAACACUGUUACCCAUCACAAUUCUAUGUUACUUUUAGAAUGAAUUGUUUUUAUGGCUAAUUAUAACAUAUGGAGUUGGAAAUUCAAUAUUAUUCUUAAUUUUCAAUUUAAAAGAAGAACUAGAUAAAUUAUAGAUUCAAAAAAAGUAUAUCAUAAUAGCCAUAGUAGUUACAAUGCAAUUGUCUCUGUAUUUAUUUUAUAAAUUGGUGUUCUUUUCUUAUGUGUCAGAAGGCAAUGUAGAAACUACAACUACUAGUGCUUCAUCAGAACCAAAAGAACCAGCAAAUUGAUUGUUCUAAAUUCAUAUUGUACGAUGAUAUCAUAAUUCAACUUU
This is a messenger RNA of Paramecium tetraurelia, 809 nucleotides long. RefSeq lists its product as uncharacterized. Gene Ontology annotation, cellular component: Golgi apparatus; membrane. NCBI's taxonomy places the organism in Eukaryota, Ciliophora, Oligohymenophorea, Peniculida, Parameciidae. The record is from RefSeq and is a predicted model, not a curated record. Gene Ontology annotation, molecular function: small GTPase binding. The transcript is spliced from 4 exons. Gene Ontology annotation, biological process: vesicle-mediated transport.